UUUGUCAAUUAAAUGAGAAAUGAUGAUUAUUAAGUCUAUAGUAAUUUCUUAUAGCGAGGUCAUUGAAUAAAUACACGACCCUUAAAAGAUGAUUCUCUGUGUACGGGUCUGUCGCUUGGUCACGUGAUCGACGUAUCUCACGCAUAUACGCUCGCCUAUACCGAUCAGUUUGUUUCGAGACGCGAGACGAUGAGGUCCUUCAACGCUUGCAACGACAAACUCGACCAGGCCGCCUUCCACUUAUUUUUCCCAUCUGUGACAAAGAUCAGCUGGAAGACGAGUCUCUUCCGCGAUACAAUGAACGUCAGAUCUGUCGUUUGAAAGGAGAGUAUCGUGUUCCGAUAUAUGGGACCGUAUGUCCUUCGAGAAGAAGAACGAUUCGCACAAGACAUGCUAGCGAUACGGAGCGAAGGAGCAAAAGGACGACGGAAAUAGGGGAGAAAAACGAGACUUCAUAAGCACCAGUUAUACGUCUCGACGAACGAACGAAAGAAGAAAAACGCCGGAGAGGGAAUUCGAUUCGACGUCUCGGAAGCUAGAGACGUCAUCCCGCUUGGAAUUUUCGAUGACAGUCUCGCUGAUCGAGGCUGGGAUACUUUCUUAAUAGAGAACGUCUCUUCCCCUCAUCUCGAGUUAUCCAAAACAAUGUGGUACUCUUCGAGCAAGACCGGAGCUCCGGCAGAGGAACAUUCGCGAGAGGAUGACAGAAAGAUGACAGCGGCUGAUGACAACGGAUUGGCGACUGGCGACGACGACUCCGGAUUCCUGUCGGUCGGCAACGUGCAGCUUUGCAGUGACACGGGAUUGCAGAUACCAGGGAUGGGAAGUCUGCAGGACGAGGGACAGCGAGGAGUCGCGCCGAUGGUGCCGGAAGCGGCAAUCGCUUCCUCGAUGACAACGGCAGCGAAGGGAUCAGUCAGGACUGCUGAUAGCGGGGUCGUGGACGUCGAGCUCUGCGAAGACCUGAACCGGCUCACCCUGAGCGGAAGGUCGAUCCAGCCCGAGCCGAUGACCCUGUUACACGUGGAUGUGGCCAGUGGACAGCAACAUCAGGAUGAUCGGUUGAUGAGCAACAAGGAUCUUUGGCAGGGUUUCUAUUCCAGGGAUGGCGACGGUGACACACAAUUGCACAUCGCGAUCAUGCAGGGCUAUGUGGAGGCUGCGCUGAUUUUGAUAAGUCUAGCGCCUCAUCCGCACCUCUUGAACAUCAUGAACGAUCACCUACAAUCACCUUUGCAUCUGGCGGUCUUGACGCAACAACCAUUGAUUGUCAGACGUCUAGUCUUGGCGGGAGCUGAUCUAUCUCUGAGGAAUUUCCGUGGAAAUACGGCUCUCCAUCUGGCCUGCGCGAAUGGAGAUCUCGCUUGCGCCAAAGCUCUUACGGAUCCGUUGUACCCGAUGGAGAGGAAUAAGCUGAUGCCCGGGCAAAAGAUACCCGCCUUACCUCAGAACUUGGAGCAAAUCAACUAUAAUGGCGAGAUGUGCCUCCACAUAGCCGUUGCUAACGGACAUGUGAACCUAGUACGUCUUCUGCUGCGUCUCGGCGCCGAUCUCGAGGCGAAGGAAUGUCUGGCGGGUAGAACGGCGCUUCAUCUCGCGGUAGAACGUAAAUGUUGGCCGAUAAUUUCCUUCUUGAUGAAAGAAUGCGAACCUUGUCUGGAUACGAAAACAUAUAGCGGUUUAACGGCUUAUCAAUUGGCUUUGUAUACCGAUAGACAGCUCGCCAGAGAGCUGCUGCGACACGGCGCGAAACCAGAGCCGUUGCCGAAUUCGGAUUCUGAAAGCAGUGACGAUGAGUUGAAUUAUGUGCCUACAAUUCUCCAGCUGAACAAUGUGCAGAGAUUAAAGGUCUGAGGGAAAGAGAAAUAUCCAUAACUAAAUAUCCAUAACAUAAAUACCGAUCAGACAAUUGCUGAGAGAAAAAUGGAAAGAAUAUAAGAAUAUAAGAAGAUAUAUAAUAUGCAUAAAGAAAAAAUAUAUCUUCGAGUUGCAUAAAUGAAAUCCUCUUCAUCAGACAAAUUGAAAUCAAAACGUAUAAUUAUAAUGGAUAAUACAGUUUGAAGAAAACGAAAAAAAGAUAUCAAAAUUGCAUUCUUAUUCUUCUUUAUUCAGUUGUUUAUAAUGGAUUUCAAACAUCUUUUUCAAAUCGAUAUCAUCGAUAACGUAUACAAAAUAAGCUGAUGGGUGAACAACAAACGAGCAAUAUGUGGAAAGCAAAGAUCUCAGAAACAAACUGACACACGAUUAACGAAUAUUCCAUUACGAACGAAGCAACGAUGUAAGGGCUGUCUUUUAUAGUAGUUCUUUUUAUUAUUAAUUCAUUGCGGCAGCCGAAUAUGUAAUAUCCUGUAGUAAAUAGAGUGUUUCGAGAGAAUGUACAAAUAACACAAAGGACAAUCUAUAUUUUAAUUUAAUAUUUUUUAAUCUAACAAUAUUGAUGAAAAAAAUCUAUAAGUGUCAGAGAAAAGAGCGCUAGACAUAGAAUGUAUGACGCGAGAAUGGAAUAUCUGUUUACUUAAUGUGCAUAUUUUACACAUAAAAAAAUUUGCGUUUGAAAAAGGAAAUUUUGUUACAAAUGAUAGAUUAUAAUAAGAUAGAUGCAAAACAAAUGCAUUAUAUGUACAAAAUACAUUUUAUAUCAACCAGAAAGAAAUAAGUUCAUGUUUUCACGCGUGAUUUAUAACUGUAUGCAUUAGAUGUAUGCAUUAGAUUUAAUCAAUUAAUGUGCAAAUAAUAUUAUAUAUAUGAUAUAUUAUUUAGCGAAAAAAGAUUUAGAAUAGUACGAUGUUUAUCAACGAUGAACAUUAACCAGAUCAGUGUUCAUUUAAUAGUUAAUAAGAUUGCUUCCAUUGACAUAUAUAAAUCUAUUGUAAUCAUUUUUCUGUAAAUAGCUACUUUUUGAUAUAGAAUCGUAUUGCUAUCAUGAAAUAUCAAUAACAACUGUAACGAGAUGACGAUAUCAUUCAAUGUUAUAUAUUCGUAUGUAAAAGCCAUAUAAUUAUUUUUAAUAAAAAAAUGUAUCGCAAAAAAUCC
Molecule: messenger RNA, 3033 nt
Organism: Camponotus floridanus (Florida carpenter ant)
Lineage: Eukaryota; Metazoa; Arthropoda; Insecta; Hymenoptera; Formicidae
Gene: cact
Product: NF-kappa-B inhibitor cactus
Exons: 3
Coding region: 646-1854 (402 amino acids)
Molecular function (GO): protein binding
Source: RefSeq, a predicted model, not a curated record